AUGUCGUCCGAGUGCGAGAGCCAAGAGACGAUCACCUCGAGAGCUCUCGAGCCUCUGCUCAAGUACGAGCGCGUGGGCGGUCACUUCCACGCGAUUUUCAAGGACGACUCGCUCAGCUGCAUCGCAUUGCACGUCAAGUUUGUUUGUGCUGGGACCUACGGGGGCAACGUGCUGCUGCUGGAGCUCGACGGCCGCUUCAUUCGUCGUCUGCAUCAGCACUAUAAAAAGGUGAACCAAGUGUGCAUCGACGAGACUGGACAGUUUAUCGCAUCGUGCUCCGAUGAUGGCACGGUGGCUGUGUAUACGCUAUUUCCAGUGACUGCUGAAGGUCCUGAAGGUCGUGACCACGACGUGAGUGGCCAUCGACAUGCUCGCAAUCCGAGCACCAAGGCGGUAAGACAAAAGAGUUUGGUCGCAAGCACAGGCGGAGAAGUGAACAUUUAUAACUACACGAGUGCAAUUUACGCCGUGCAGCUGGAAGACCGAUACGCUGUGAAGCGUGAGAAGAGUUUUGCAUGUGGAGGCGUCGCAGGUCAGCUGAUUAUUAAUAAAAAAGGGUGGAUCCUGGAUAAGGAGACGACUGUGCAUGAAGGAGAAGGACCCGUGCAGCUCAUUCGCUGGAAAAACGGGCUCGUGGCAUGGGCCAACGACUGGGGAGUGAAGGUGUACGACUCGGGAACGGAUCAGCGCGUGACGUACAUUGAACGCCCACCAGAUUGUCCGCCCAUGGAGCUCUGUCGCUGCCAUCUAGAGUGGCAGGGAAACGAUGUUUUGCUCGUUGCGUGGGCGCAUACGUUACGCGUUGUGACGUUUAGAAAGGGGCACUCUGAGCCGUCGGCGUCGCCAACUUCAGCUGCUGCGUUGGACGCCGUGGAACAGCCAUCUAGUGAAGUAACAGCAGAGGUGGCGGCACUGCUUACAUUCGAUUUUUUUGUGGCUGGAAUCAGCCCGUGGGGUGGUGGCUCGGUCGUCUCAGUGCUGGCAUUCCGACCACCUGGAUCGUCAUUGGCGUCUACAGGCCCUCAAGGCAAAUCAACGAAAGUUGAGGGUGAAGGGGAAAGCGGAGAAAUGCCGUAUCCAGAAGUGCACGUCGUGCGCUUGGAUGGAAAGCAAGUCAGUGCUGAUUUGCUUAACUUGAAGAGCUAUCAGCGGCUUCGUGCGUCCGAUUAUAUGAUGCCUACUCUUCGCUAUGCACAUGCGCCCCCGUCGAACUUGGAAUCAACUGAUCCAUCGUCAAUAUAUGAUGCUGGAUACGGUCAACUAGCGUACGUCUGUACUCCAAAGGAUGUCGUUAUAUGUCGACUCCGUGAUGCAGAUGACCGCGUGGAGCGGGCACUGGCGCGGAAGCAGUACGCCAAAGCACUCGAUGUAGCUUUCCAUGAUCCGCGUGCUCUUCGACGUGUGGUACCCACUGAUGUAAUCGAGGUGUAUAUAGGUAACUUACUACACCAGAAGAAAUUUCAGAAGAGUGCUGAGGAGAUCCAGCGGCUGUUCACCGGUGGCAGCGAAGAAUACGCAAAGCUUUGGGAAAAGUACGUGUAUGUGUUUGCUCAGCGUGGGCAACUGAGCGCAAUCGCGCGUUAUAUACCAACGGCAAGCCCACGUUUGCCUAAAGUGCAAUAUGAGAUGGUGCUGAAGCAUUUCCUCGAUUCAGAUCCAGGCCAACUUCUCGAGCUCAUUCGGAAAUGGCCUAAGCCAAGGCGGCAGGAUAGUAUGAUGGCUCAGCAGCAGUUUGAAGGUGACACGUCUGACGUUGCCCCGGAGUAUACCGAAACGGUUCACGUGUUUGAGCCGCUCUAUGAUGCCCAGGCAUGGAUCAACCAGCUAGAGACAGUCGUGCGUCGUCGCCGUAUCGCUGAAGCUGACGCAGAUCGCUUGAGCGUUGAGACGACGUAUUUGAUGGAGGCUCUGGCGGAACUCUACACGGCUACCGAACAGUAUGAUCAUGCGCUACGUAUUUACAUCAGUCAAGGCGAGUCGUGUUCGAACAAAGAAUUCGCGUUCAAGCUGAUCACUGAGCACCAGUUGUGGUCACUUGUUGUUAACAAAGUGGUCAACCUCAUGCGCAUUGAUAAGGCCAUUGCAGUCCGUAUGCUCGUCAAUCAGACGGAGCAGCUCAAGAUUAGCGAUAUCGUUGCUCAGCUUGAGGGUGAGCCUGAGCUGCUGCACACGUAUCUGCAUGAACUCGUUCUACGCCGCUCGGGAGAGUACAAUUCGGAAAUCUACUCGGCACUGCACGAGAAGCAGAUUGCGCUUUACGCUGAGUACGCACCAGAGUUCCUGCUGAAAUUCUUACAGACGAGCAGCUUCGUUCCGUUGGAAAAGGCUUACAAGUACUGCAGCGAACACAGUCCUCCACUAUGGGAUACAAUGAUCUACGUUCUUGGUCGGAUGGGACACCACAAGAAAGCACUGGACCUCAUUUUGACGCAGCGUCGCGAUAUUAAUCAAGCAAUUCAGUUUGUCCAAGAGCACGACGAGGGUCUGUGGGAUUACCUCAUAGAUUUGAGCCUUACCAGCAAAGACAACGUAGAAGAGUUGUUACGGUUCGCUUCACAACACAAGAUUGAUCCCAUUACGCUUAUACGCAAGAUACCGGAUGACAUGGAGAUUGUAAACCUCAAGCAGCAGCUCAUCGCAAUCAUCACCAACUACCGCUUGCAGCAAAACCUUUGUGUCGGUUCUCGCAAAGUUUUCGACAGCGACCGCGUAGAGCUUUUGCAUCGGCAAGUUGAAGCACACAAACGUGGACGUCGUGUCGCCGCGAAAAAGGCGUGUGCCAUCUGCAGCGAGUUGCUACGGGCCCCGUCGUCCGGCAUGGAAACAGUCCACGCGUGUGUGUUUGAGUGCGGCCAUUGCUACCACCUCCCGUGUCUCGAAGAAAAGAUGCGUAUGUGGAAGAGCGCCAAAGCCGUAGGGUCGAACGAUCUAAACCGCGCAUUAGGCUGCUUUGUGUGCGACCACAGCACGCGCGCAUACGCUCGUUCCAGUGAUUAUCAUCAGCUGAAUGCAGAGCUGACUGCUCUGGCUGUACGAGGAGUCUCCGAAGUCCAGCUGCAGCGAGCAAAGGACAGCAUCCUUAGCUCUACCAAUGCAGCCGAAGUCCAGCUGCAGCGAGCAAAGGAUAGCAUCCUGAGCUCUACCAAUGCAGCCGAGUGA
Messenger RNA from Peronospora matthiolae, 3159 nucleotides. The record is from the annotation of a GenBank genome assembly. Lineage: Eukaryota; Oomycota; Peronosporomycetes; Peronosporales; Peronosporaceae.